AUGAGGGGCAUUGACAGGGAUUUGUGAGGUUUUUCGCCCUUGGGGAACAUCAAGUUAUAUUGUACUUGACAGUUGUUGGUGAAUUCGUCGGAUUUUUUUGAUGUUUAUGGCUCUAUUCUUUGUAUAAGUUUCUAAAAUUGUCUUGAAUUUUUUUGCAAGGCUUUCGGUUCGAGUGCAGGUCGUAUUUUACCAUUUUCUCCAAUUUUCUCAAUCUUUUUAUAAUUUUGUCCAAAAAGUUAGAUGAUUUUCUGGUCUAAAAUUGUUUCUAUUUUGAUUAUUAAUUGAAUAGGCAUUUAUUUUUGUCAUUCCCUACAAUUUACAGUACUUUUUAAGGCAUGUACUUCUGUAGUAUAUUGGUAGUGAGUUGACUUUUGGCCCAAGAGGUCGCAGGUUCGAAUCCCACUUCCUGUAAUCCUCUUUUUAAGCGGGAAACGGUCGCAAAAAAUAUUCGCACGGGUAAUUUCUCAAUUGUAAAGGUUCGUUGACCUUUUUUAACCUUGUUUUAGUUACCAUUAUCAUAGCUAAAGUCCAAAAAAAUUAAAAAUUCCUUCAAAAAAUCUCUUUUUCCGUUAAAAAUACACCUUUUAUUACUCUCACCUUCGCUUUCUCCCCGAAAAUAACGUUUCCCGAUCCGCCGAGCUCGGAUUUCCGCUGCAUUUGACGUACCUUUGCAUACCUCUCCAUUGUUUUCUUCUUCUUUUUGUGGAUUUAUUCAUUUCCUCGGGGGCCAUAAAUAAAAACGGCCUCGGAAAAGCGGUCGGAAUCGCCGAUUAUCAUGGCGGAUUUGCGGAUUGGGGCCGGAAGAUUGGGGAGUUUACGAAUUUUUGGACAUUUUUCCCCAAAACUCGCAAUUCAAAGGCCUUAGGGCUUAAUUAUACGUGGGAAAACGACUAACAAUGGCGAGAUUAAGUGAGCAUUUGUCUGGAAAAGCGUUUUUGGACGUCUAAAAUAUCAAAAAAAGUUUAAAAAAAUUGAAUUUAUAGUGUAAAAACGGGUGAAACACUCUAAUUUUACCCAAAAAAUUGCUUUGAAAAGUGAAAAAAAAAUUGGGUUCCGGAAUUCAGACGUUUUUUCGGGCCAGACAAUAAUUCGCGGCCCCCUUUUUAACUGAUUUUCGUUUUUGUUUUGAGAUAAACACACUAAUCAAGAAGUGUUGAACCUGUCAGCUGAUCCUAAUCAGCGAUAAAAAGAAGGGAAAUUCUCGUCAUUCAUCACGGCAUCGCUUCGGAAGGCCGUUUUAUCGAUGAUUCUAUAGAUUAGAGGUCAAAAAAUGACUGUUUAGGGGGUUUUAUGGGAAAAAUGGAGAAUUUUUUGAGCUAAAAGUAGUAGUAAUUGCAAUUAGAAAGAUUAAUUUUCAAAUUACAGGCCUCAUGGUGUAUUUUGGCAGGUUUUGAGCCCAUGUACCCUUUUGGUGUAGUGGUAGUGAUUUGAAUUUUGAGUCAAAAGGUCGUGGGUUCGAGUCCCACUGGGGGAAAACCCUUUUUUGGCUAAAAAUCUGAGGAUUUAAGUUCAGAGCCUUAUUGAUUAUUAUUUUGCAAGCUACUGGGGGUAUUUUGAUAUCCUUUACCUUACACUAGCACCUGUAAUUUUUGAAAAAAUCUCGAUUUUCCCCCUUUUUUCCAAAUUUUUGCUAAAAAAGUUUCAAAAAUGACUCAUUCUGCCCCAAUUUCCCAACUGUUUUGUUUUCUCUCCUCACAUUGCGCAAUAUUAAACUGAUGUUGCGACCUGAAGCCCAAGUUUUGAAACUGAUACCGGUCAAGAUGUGCUGACUCACCGAUCAAACUUUCACUCCUCCCUUUCCGUGGGUUAGAGAAGAGGGCGGCUCUGAAACAGUAUUGCUGUCGGAUCGGUUUUUUAUACACUCAUAAUGUCAAUUUUGUUUUUUGGGGAAUUUUAAUGGGAAAAAUCAAGGACUGUUUUGGGGUUUUCUCGAUUGUUGUAACAAAUAAACGUCAAUGAAAAGGUGUUUAAGACUUUUUUCGCCUUGGUCUGAUCGUUUCUUCUUUCUAAAUUUGGAGUUUUAGAUAACCGACUGGCGGUUUUUCAUUUUUCGAGAGGUGAAAUGAGGUUUUUGGUUUAAAAAAUAGGUAAAAUACGGAAUAAAAAUUCGCUAAAUUGAAUUCUGAGGUCCCUAUCAGAGAUUGCCACGGUCAAAAUUUUGGCUCCGGCUCCGGCUCUUAGCUCCCAGAGCCGGAGCCGAGGCCAAAUUUGCAGCUCCGGCUCCGGCUCUUGGCUCCGUGCAAAAUUUAAAAAGGCCUCCGGCUCCGAACCCCGGCUCCUAUGCAAAAUGUUUUUUAGAAAUAUUUUUCCAAAAAUAAAAGUUAUUAGUGCCAGAGAUCAUACAGCCAACGUUUUGGCAGUCAAGUCACAUCCUCCGCAGUGUUUUUUCAAGCAAUUUGGUUUAACAAGAUCACGAAAUUUUUACUUUUCUGACCGCUGGGAAGCCUGGCUCCGACUUUGGGCUCGGGAGCCGGAGCCGACCCCAAAAUUUCCGGCUCCGGCUCUGGCUCCCGGCUCGGAGCCGGAGCCGCUCAGAGCCGGAGCCAAGAGCCGGCUCCGGAGCCGUGGCAAUCUCUGGUCCCUAUAGCAGACAGAAUAAGUUUUUGAAACUUUUCGGGCACUGUGUCUCUGUGGUUUAGUGGUAGUGAGAUGGAUUUGAAAAAAAUUUGGCGCAGGUUCGAAUCCCGGUAUCUGCAAGUCAAAAAAAUGUGGGAAAAAGGUUGAAAUAUGAAAGAUUACGGGGUUUUGUGUUUAUUAAUUUGAUUUUAAUAUUGUACUUGACAUUAAAUUUAAAUUUUUUGACGAUUAUUUACAAUUUUUUGCCUGUUUUGACGAUUUUUUGAUAUUUUCGUGGAUAUUUUGACGAGUUAGCAUCUCCAAUGACCUUUUUUAUAUUUUUUAUGUUGUAGACUACAAUAAUUUGCUGUUUACAGGGGCACCGCGGGCAGCACUCACCCAAAAACAACGAGCCGAACAGCCAUAUCUCUCCAAUAUCACACGCAUUUUUGCUGGUUGGGCCUUUGAAUAGAGAACCGGAAGCCUCGCACGAGCAUCCCCACACACAAACAACUAAUUCCAGGCUCUACACUUUGCCUUCCCCCCAACUUCUCACUUACAAUUACCGACUUUUUGAUUAUGAUGCAACGAUCGUUUUAAACGUAAGUUUUCGCUGAAAAUUUGAGCGCCUUUUGGGGAGAAAAUCAUAGAUUAGGAGAGCACAAAGUAUAGGAGAAGGAAAUCCGCGGAAAAGAAGUUGAAUUCGAAUCAAAAUAAAGGGAUUUUUGUGGGAAAAUUGCGAUUUUUACUGUAAAAUUGAAGACUUUUGUAAAGUUUGUGCGAUUUUUCAUAGAAUUCACCCUAUAUUCCGUAUUUAAAUUAUGUGUCAUGGCGUGUAUUUAAAUUAUUUUAAAGUACAGACAUUGAAAUGCCCGUAUUUUACCCAAAAAAUUGCGAUUUGGCCGAAAAAUACGUCAUUUUCAAAGAAAAAUUUGAAAUUUAUGCAAAUUUCGUAAAAUUUUUUUUAAAGUUUUUAUUGAUAAAGACUCUGAAUGGCUCGUAGAACAUAUUUAUAGUCCAUAACAUUGAAAUACUCAUCGUAUUUUACCCAAUCUGUCCAAAAAUCCCGUUUUUUCGUUCAAAAUUCAAAAAUAUUCAAAUUUCGCCUAAAAUCAAACAAUUUCCCAGCCAAAUCAGACCUUCUGGAUUUUAGAAACUUUAUCAUAUCAGAUUUUACACAAAAAGUUGGGGAUUUCUGGGACGAAAAUGCGGCGGAAGACGUUGUAAUUCGGGUAAGGUGAUCCAAAUCUUGUCUCAUCGCCCUUUUGUAGCCCUUUCCGUUGUAUAAACAUUAUUCAAGGUGAUUUGGAGUGGGAUUUUUUCGUUUUUUAAUUGAGUUUUGCGAAAAAUUUUAUUUGCCGCAGUGGGAUUCGAACUUGCGAGGUUUGGAUUGAAAAGUUGACUCGCUACCACUGCGCCAUAGAGCUACGGGGGCGGGAAAUUAGUGGAAUUGAGGGAAAAUGGUAUUGGUAUGAAUAAUAUGGAUGUUUAGGAUUAAAAUUGCGACUUUUAGUUUACCAAACAUUUAUUUUUGGGGAAAAAUUUGAUUUUUGGCCUAGAAUUUAUAAAUUUUUGUCGUAUUUUGGCUAAAUAAUGGUCAAAUUGAAUUAAAAUUUGAUGAUAGGGUAAAAUACGGUGACUUUUGCAAUUGAAAUAGUAAAAUACACGACCUCAUUUUACUGGUAAUGUAAAAUAAAAAAAAAAUUGUAAAAAAAUCCAAAAUUUUUUUUUGAAUGAUUAAAAAAAUGUCCUAAAAAUACUCUAAAUCGCAGAAUAAAUCUUCCUCAAUUCCAAAAAAGGCCUCAAAAACGAUUGUUUGACAUCAGAUCCGGCCUGAAAGUUGUACUUGAGCCCUCGGAACGGCCGGUCUCUUUGACCGCUCGAAUCCGCUUCCGGCCAGCCCCUAAUGACCUCCUCGUUUAUCCAGACGUUUUUUCCCUUCCCCCCUUGCUGCCCUAAUUUGUCCCAAAAGACGAAAAAUCAAAGAAUGUCGCGCUAAGAUUGAUUGCGCGGAAGAGAAAAAAGAGCACUAACCCAUGAAUUGAGAAGGAUGUAAAGUUGUAAAUAGCAGGCAGAAGAGGCUGUGGGUUGGGGAAGAGAUUUGAGCUGUGAUUAUGGUACGAUUUUAGGUUUGCACAGGGCGAAAUUACAAUUUUUUAAUUUUUUGGGGAAAUUUGAAAAAAUGAUUUUUUUUUGUUAAAUUGCCUUAGGGAAUGUGGUUAAAAUGCCAUUAUAAGAGACUAAUAGGGUGAAGAAGUGAUUUAAGUUUUGAUUAUGGGUUAUUUGAGGCUGAUACAGUGCGAAAAUUGAAAUUUUUUUGAAUUUCGGGUUAAAAUCUUGAAUUUUUUGUUAAAUCCCCUUAGGCAAUUGAGUGGAAAUGCUUUUUGACGAUUCUUGAGUCCUAUAGAAUUGAUUUAGUUUAUAUUUUCAUAAUUUUGACUGUCAAAAAAUCAAAAAUUUGGGAUUUUUUCGGCAAAAUUGGCAAAAAAUUGGGGAAAUUGAUAAAUGCCCUAAGGCAAUAAUGAAUUUUUGAACGGAAAGUGGCAUGUAAUGACGAGAUUUGAUUCACUAGACUUCUUCAAUUGUGCCAGCAUUAAAAAUUAAGCUCUUGGUAUCAAUUUUUUAUAUUAUUUACCAUGUCUAAUAUACUAGUCAUGAUUUAUGCCUCGAAGGCUUGCUUUAAAAAGCCAUACUACAGAUUUUAAGAAUCUUUUUUGCUUUUACAAUUUCCAAAGUUUCAUUGUCGUAGCAGGUCUUCUGAAAUCUGUUUCUGGAGCUUUUAAUUACAUACCAAACUUUCAAACCGACAAGCAAAAAUUAAUCAGAAAUCAUAAAAAUUGUUGUUCCAUUUCCCUCAAACUUUGCAUAUAAAACCCUCAGGGUAUGGUUUCAUUAUUCAUAGACCGGCUGCUUGAACGAACCCGCAGGGCAUCAGAUAUGGGUCUCGGAAUACCUAGUGUAAUAUCGUGUCUGCAAGUCUGGGUUCCUUCUAGAAUUGUACAAUUAAUAUCGAAAACAAUAGAUUAGCCCAUGAGACAUAAUACCCGCGCCGGAACCAAGUCAUUGCCUCAGGGAAUCCACUGAUUUUCGAAAUUUUUCUCCCAAAUUCGGGAUUAAUCCCCACUCAGACGCGGAAAACCUCGCUGUUCUCGGAGUGUUAGGUAAUUUCGAGCACAGUGGGGAUUCCCUGAAUGUCCGCUGGGCUCAUUGUUAGGAAAGCCGGCUAAGCCCUCCGGCAAUUAUGUAUAAUGCACGGGAAAUCCGCGGAAUCGGAGGUUAUAAAUGAAUUUUGAUGUGUUGGAAGGUGAAAUCUUGAUGAAAUUUUGAUUUAGAAUGUACUUUAGGGGUAUAUGGCGUGUGAAAAGUGGGGUUUUAUUGAGUAGUAGUUCAAGUUUUAACCUUGUUUGAAGAUUUUACCUUAUUUUAGGCUAAAAUAAGGUAAUUUUUGGUGUUUUUGAAGAAUUUUUUGAUAGGCGAAGGUUGGACAUGGUCGUAAAAAGCGUAGUAAGGCAGUAUCUAGAAGUUUGGGGUAAAUACGAGAUAAUACAGAUGAUGCUUUUGAAUUUCGACCGUGUUUUAUUAGGUUGUCCCAUAAAUAGUGUCCCUCUUCCGAAUAUUUCCUUAAACUACAAAAUUUACCGCAGUAACAGCGAUCUAUUUAAUCAAAAUCAUUAUCAUCCGUUUGGGCACGCUUAGUAGAAUGUACCAAGAGCUUUUUUUGCCGGUAGCUUCAAAACUCCGGAUUCUGGAACCGAUGAAACUUUCAAAGGCCUUUUGAAGGGUGUCUUAAUUGACGAAUUCCCUACCACGGAUGAAACGUGGUAGAUCCUUGAACAAUUGGUAAUCUGUAUAGGCUACGUUUGACGAAUGCGCCUAACGGGGGAGAGUCUCGUAUCUUUGUUAAUUUGGAUUCCGGAGGGUUAUUUUUGCAAGGUGAGGUUCGGCGUUCUCGCCAUGAACUUUCGGACCUCUGCAGUGUAUUUCUGAAGGCAGAUUGUGCCACAAAUUGUCCAUGUAGGUACAGUAGAGGACGCUAUUUACUGUUUGCCCAGGUUCUAGGAAUUUGUACUGUGCGAAGCUAACGUUACGCCAUCAAAAAAGUGGUCGUGACCGUCUUCUAGUGGAACUCAGAAUUUGGGAAGUGCUGUGGUAGUACUCCGGGGUGCUUCAUUGACCAAAUCUUGUCUAGGUGUCGUAUUUAAUCCACUUUUCACCAUGAGCCAUGGUACGAUCCAGGAAAUCUGGAUAUUCGGCUCGGAAAAGCAAAAAACCCGGUGCCUUCAUUCUGGGCUUUGGUCCACUAAUAUGGGAAGAAUUUGUCGAGCUUUUUCUUGAAACUAUCGGCAUCGAACCGUUAACCGCUGAUAAUUUUGAUACCACAACGAUCCCAGAAAGGCGUCGGAUGUUGAUUUCAUGAUUUUUGUCUACCAAUGACCUCAGGGUAAAUUCGCAAAGCUGAGAGGGCGCACUUUGUCUUAGGGCUCCCCGCGGCCAGGUCGAUUUUUUUUAAACCAUCGUUUCACCGUUACCGGAAUUACAGCACAGUGACUGAACAUGGUGUUGAUACUUCGUGUAGGUUCUGAAACCGUAGCACCCUGUUUUUCCUCACACAAGUUGAUGGCACGAAUCUACCUUUUUUCGGCAAUUUUGAAUUGGCGCUAAAUUACUGUAAUUUCAUCCAAAUGUGGCAUACGAUACAUUAAACGAAAGCCUGAGAUCACAGCUACAAAACGGUAGUAACAUUGCAAAAUUUGGCUGGCGCUUACGUUUUUUAUAGACGUUUGAUUUUGCCCCUCUCGAAGAGGGACACUAUUUAUGGGACAACCUAAUAGCUAUCGUAUGUUAAUUUUCGAUGGUUUUGUGGAAAUUCUUUGAUGAAGUGAAGUCUCAUAGUGUCGGAAAUGCGUAAUAAGUCAGUAUUCAACAUUUUUAGGGGUAAAAUACGUCUCUCGGAGACAAAUUUGUGAUUUUUUGCCUUAUUUUAGUCUAAAAUAUGGUGAUUUUUGAUGUUUGAUCCAUUUUUUGCCGAAAAACCUUAUACAGUGGCGUACCUGAUCCAGUGGCAAAAAACGUACCGUUUUGCGUCCGAGGAGUAUCAAAAAAUGCGGCAAAAUACCUCCAUUUGCAAGUGAAAAUGAUUUCAAAAGCGCGCCCACUCCUUUUAAGGGCGUGCUCUUCAAAAGGGUUUUUUUAGUUGCAAAGGGUGGUAUUUUGCUGCAUUUUCUGAUACUCCCCGGACGCAAAAUUAUGCGUUUUCUGCCACUGGAUCAGGUCCGCCACUGUAUGGCCUUUUCUCGGCAAAAAAUGGAUCAAAACGUCAAAAAUCACCAUAUUUUAGACCAAAAUAAGGUAAAAAAUCACAAAUUUGCCCUUUUGAAAACGUAUAUACCUCUUAAAAUAUUAGAUACUGACUUGUUACGCAUUUCCGACUCUACGAGACUUCACUUCAUCAUACAAUUUCCACAAUAACAUCGAAAAUUACUUUAACAUAGCUAAAAUAAGGUGGAAAUUCAAAAGUAUCAUCUGAACUAUUUCGUAUUUUACCCCAAACUUUUAGAUACUGCCUUAUUGCGCUUUUUACGACCAUGUCCAACCUUCACCUAUCAAAAAAUUCUUCAAAAACACCAAAAAUUACCUUAUUUUAGCCUAAAAUAAGGUGAAAUCUUCAAACGAGGGGUUAAAGCUUGCACUACUACUCAAUAAAACCCACUUUUCACACGCCAUAUACCACUAAAGUGCAUUCGAUAUCAAAAUUUCAUCAAGAUUUUACCUUCCAACACAUCGAAAUUCAUCUAUAACCUCCGAUUCUUAUUUUAGUCCUCUAUUCGGAGUUUUUUUUGCAAAAACUUCGAAGUAUUAAGGCGAUUUUCAAAAAUUCUAUGGCCUAAAGUACGAUUUUGAAAAAAGAAUUUGAUUUUUUUUUUUUUUUUUAUUUUUUUCAUCAAAAAAAAAUUUUUUUUCAGAAACUCCCCUCACUAACCGCCCAUAUGAGCUCCCCGUGCCCGUGUCGAAGGUGGGGCGCCUCGACCCCACUCCCCCCGCCCCGCUCAACUCCCCUUUCACGGGCCCUUCUCCCCGUUCUUCUGAUCUCAUUCCUGGCCCUCUGCACCGUGCAGGCCGAUCUCACCUCCUCCCCCACGGGUCCCAUCAAACUCUACACCAACCAAUGGGCCGUUCGAAUAGCGAACGGCACCGAAAUGGAUGCGCAAGAGCUGGCGCGAAAGCACGGCUACGAAUUCGUGGGCCGCGUGAUCCCCGGAAAGGACUAUUUUUUGUUCAAAGACGCCCGAGGCAAGAGCCGAUCGGUGAGAAGGUCGAGGAGUCUGGCUUCAGUCUCGCUGCAAAGGGACCCGAGUGUAAGUUUGAGGGGUUUUUUGAGUGAUUUUUUGGGAGUUAAAAGUGGAUUUUGAGGGAAAAGGAAGGAUUUUGCGGAUUUUUUUUGAUUUUUGGAAGAAAUAAUGGGGAAAAAAGUUGAUUUAUGGAUUGCUAGGUAAAUUUUAUGCUCUGAUUUUUGAUAUACAUACUAUUUAUGUUUGAAUUUAACGAAAAUUUAUCAAAUUUUGACUAAAUUAUGUAAAAAAAGUCUUAUUAUUUUUUAUUUUUUUCGCUUUAAAAUUUGAUUUUAAUCAAAAAAUUUUAGCGAAAAACAUAAAAUUUUAUGAGCUUUUCAACCUCAAACUUCAUUCCUCUCGAAUUUUAGGUGACAUGGCUCCAACAACAGGUGGCGAAACGACGCGUAAAACGCGACUUCUUCUCCGACGACCGUCCCCACUCGUACACGCCGCGUCGUAUCGACGCGUCCCCCGAUUACCGCGUCAUUCAUGACGAUAUCUUCCACAAGAACAACGAACUGGGCGGACAGAACUAUCGCAAGAAGUAUGGGACUCCGAAUGACCCGUAUUGGAAGGACAUGUGGUAUCUGCAUCGGAGCGACAAUCGAGACGGAACUUUGCUGGACCACAAUGUAAAAGAGGCCUGGGAUCUGGGCUAUACGGGCAGAGGAGUGGUCGUCACCAUCCUAGAUGAUGGUCUAGAACAUACGCAUCCCGAUAUCGAACCAAAUUAUGUGAGUUUUUGGGGAUUUUAGGAAGUUGGAUUGGUCCCACCACGAAAACUUGAAAUUGCAAAAAAUUUAUUGGCAUUGUGUUUCAAAAGGUGAAUGGGGGCAAUUGGAGAUUCUAUGUAAAGUCUUGACGGCGCAGAGCUGUCCUGAAUAAAUUUCUGGAGACUAUUUGGGUCCCACCACGAAAACUUGAAAUUGCUUGGCAUUGUGUUUCAAGAGUUGAUUUCCAUUGAUUGUGAUUCAAAAUGGCUUUUCGAAGCCUUCCGUUGUUACCGGACCUUAUUUAUGGUGAAAUUCUGAUGAUUUUUGGGUACCACCACGAAAACUUGAAUUUUAGAAUUUAGCUUGCGGAAUUUGCAAAACGAAUGAGUACUUCGCUUGUUUUUUUUUAAUUUUAAGGUCAAUUUCAUUAUACACGCCGUAUUUUAAAACUUUUGGGUCCCACCACGAAAUCCUGAAAAUUCUCCAAGACGUCCCAAAUUACUAAAUUCGACUUUUGCAGGACCCCCGAGCAUCCUACGACGUCAACGAAGGAGACGCCGACCCCACUCCCCGCUACGAAUACACCGAUGAAAACCGGCACGGCACUCGGUGUGCGGGCGAAGUGGCUGCCGUCUACAAUAACUCCCUUUGCAUCGUCGGAAUCGCCUUCAACGCCAAAAUUGGCGGCAUCAAGAUGCUGGACGGAGAGGUUACGGAUGCGGUGGAGGCGUCUAGUUUGUCCCACAACCCGAAUCAUAUCGACAUUUACUCGGCUUCCUGGGGUCCUGAUGAUGAUGGCAGAACCGUCGAUGGACCGGCUGAUCUGACAAGACAGGCUUUUGAAAAUGGAGUUAGAGAAGGUAGGUAGAUGUUUGGAAUUUUUUUUUUGGGUUAAGAAAUUUUUUUUUUAGUUUUGAGUUUUGCACUGUGCAGAAAUUAAAAUUUUAGAGGCUGCACGGUGCAGAGAACUUUUUUCACACUUGGUUAAAUUUUGCACGGUGCAGAUAAAAAUUUGUUGCACAGUUCGGAGAAUUUUUUUCUUUGCACAGUGCAUUUUUAGGUUGUCGCUGCCCUUUUUUUGAUUAUUGCACGGUGCAAACUUCCAAAUUUUCUGAUUUGCACUGUGCGCUUUAUUAUUAUUUUUUUUUAUUUUUGCACUGUGCGGAAAUUAAAGGUUUGGAGUCUGCACGGUGCAGAGAACUUUUUUCUCACUUGGUUAAAUUUUGCACGGUGCAGAAGCAAGUUCACUGCACUGUGCGAAAAUUUUUUCCUUGCACAGUGCGGUUUUAUUUUUUCUGCACCGUGCAAACGAAGUCAGCGUUCUAUCUGCACUGUGCGGAGAAUUUUGUUUCUUUGCACAGUGCAUUUUUUAGGUUGUCGCAGGCCUUGUUUUUACCAUUGCACGGUGCAAACCUGCAAGUUUUCAAAUUGCACUGUGCACUUUAAUUUUUUGAAUUUUUGCACGGUGCAAUUUUUUGGAUAUCAGUUUUGCACUGUGCUAAAGUUUAAAAAAAUCCAGAAAUGAAUAAUUUGAAUACCGGAUAUUAAUUCCAAAUAAUUUUCAGGACGUGGAGGCCUCGGUUCGAUUUUCAUUUGGGCCUCGGGCAAUGGCGGGAAGGACGCGGAUUCCUGCAACUGCGACGGCUACACGAACUCGGUCUUCACUCUCUCCAUAUCCUCCGCCACCGAAAACGGGAACAUCCCGUGGUAUUCGGAGGCCUGUUCCUCCACCCUGGGCACUGCUUAUUCGUCCGGAGCGACCGGCGAGAAGAUGAUCGCCACCACGGAUCUGCAUCAUUCCUGCACCAAAACCCACACCGGAACCUCGGCUUCGGCCCCAUUGGUGGCCGGAAUCGCGGCGUUGACGCUGGAAUCGAACCCAAGGCUGACUUGGAGGGAUCUGCAGGUAAAUUUCGGGGAGAUUUUUGGGGGGAUUUUGGGAUUUAUGGGAAAAAAAUUUUUUUAUUUUUCAAAAAAAAAAUGUUUUUUUAUUUUCAAUUAAAUUUUUUUUCUGAUUUUUUCUCCAGAGUAAGUAUGAGUUUUAAAAAAAAUUUUGGGGAAUUUUUGGAUUUUUUUUGGGGUUUUCCAAAAAAAAAAAAAAUUUUUUGACUUAAAAUUUUUUGCUGAUUUUUUCUCCAUGGUAAAUACGAGUUUAAAAAAAAAAUUUUUCUUUUCUUAAAAUACGAUUUUUUUUAAAUUUCAAAAAAUUCAGCUCAAAAAAUUGAUUAACACAAAGUCCUAAGCUCGUAUUUUACAUCCCAAAAUUUUCUAUUCACUCUAAAAAGUUUUCCUUUCAGCAUAUCGUGGUCCGAACUUCGAACCCUAAGGGCCUGAAAGCGGGCGAUUGGAAGACGAACGGAGUCGGUCGGAAUGUCUCCCAUUCCUUCGGCUACGGCCUUCUGGACGCCGGAGCAAUGGUCCGUCUGGCUCGCCAAUGGAGAACAGUCCCUCCGCAACGAGCCUGUCGCGCCUCUUAUCCGGCACCCUAUAAAACCAUACCAAAUGCGAAUCGAUUGCAUUUGCAGAUGUUUACAACCGCUUGCACGGGCGACCCACAGAAUGAAAUACGGCAAUUGGAGCAUGUACAGGCCAUUAUCACACUAAAUGCACCGAAACGAGGCGAUGUUCAGGUAAAAAUUUUGGAUUUUUUACAAUUUUUAGAAAUUUUUCGUUGAAAAAUCGGUAUUUUAGAAAAAUUUUUGGAUUUAUUUUGAUGGGAAGGCGAUUUUUUUGGUAGUUUUAGUCAAGAACGUUUUCUGGACGACGUAUUUUACGAUUAUUUAAAUUUUUCGCACUGUGCAUCGACCUUUUGUUGGCGUCUUUGCUCUUUGCACAGUGCAAAAAAAAAUUUGAAAAUUUGCACAGUGCAAAUGAGAAGCGGCUCAAAGUUUUGUCGCCGAUUUUGCACUGUGCAUUUUCGAAAGUUUUUCAUCUGCAGUUUGUCGCACAGUUUGCACAGUGCAAAUGAUGAGAUGUCAGGAAAAUUUUUUGGUUUUCGCACUGUGCGGUUUAAAAAAUUUUUUUAUUUUUUCGCACAGUGCAGUCGGAAAUGUUUUAUUUUUUUUGCACUGUGCAGUGGAAUUUUAAAUUUGCUGUUUAAAAUUACGCACAGUGCAAAUUAAAAGGCCGGAUUUUUCGCACUGUGCGGUUUGAAUUUGAUUCUGGGUCUGCACUGUGCGAAAAAAUAGAAGACUUUGUUUUUGCACAGUGCAGUCGGAAAUGUUUUGUUUUUGCACGGUGCAGUCGGAAAUGUUUUGUUUUUGCACCGUGCAGUCGGAAAAUUUUUUGGUUUUCGCACAGUGCUGUUUGAAAUAUUUUAUUUUUUCGCACAGUGCAGUCGGAAAUGUUUUAUUUUUUUGCACUGUGCAGUCAGAAAAGUUUUUUUUGCACAUUGCAGUCGGAAAACCGGGGAAUCGUGGUAAAAAUCAAAAAAACUUAUAAAAUAAUUUGUAUCAUCCUAAAAUUUUUUUUGUGUUGAAAAUUUUUUUUCAUUUUCAAUUUUCCUUUCCAGGUGUACCUAAUCUCGCCAGCCGGCACUCGCUCCACAUUAUUGGCGAAAAGAGUGCGCGACACGAGUCGGACCGGCUUCCGCGACUGGGCCUUCAUGACCACUCACUGUUGGGGCGAGUCGGCGACGGGGACCUGGUCGCUGGAGAUCGACAACGACGGCUGGGAGGACGCCGAACUCCUCAAAUGGGACCUUGUCUUCUACGGGACCUCCGAACCGGUGGGACCCUUGGGCGGAGAGGGGUAUUACAUCAGCGAACGGUCCGUUGACCACAGCUUUCAGCCACAAUCCGCGGCAGGGAAUGCGAUAAAGGCCACCAACACGAUAUUGAUCAUAUUAACCAUGAUAGCAGCCAAAAUUUUGAUGUGA
Molecule: messenger RNA, 13478 nt
Organism: Bursaphelenchus xylophilus (pine wood nematode)
Lineage: Eukaryota; Metazoa; Nematoda; Chromadorea; Rhabditida; Aphelenchoididae
Source: the annotation of a GenBank genome assembly